Megalobrama amblycephala (Wuchang bream) is the source of this 2863-nucleotide messenger RNA. RefSeq names its product putative leucine-rich repeat-containing protein DDB_G0290503. The transcript has a single exon. Lineage: Eukaryota; Metazoa; Chordata; Actinopteri; Cypriniformes; Xenocyprididae. Bases 2069 to 2863 code for a protein of 264 amino acids. The record is from RefSeq and is a predicted model, not a curated record.
UAACUUGAGGGGGGUUGUUCAGCUCGGAAACAUGAGAAGCUGAAUGGUUCAUUGUCAUUGAGAACUGCGCCGUCAGUUCAAUGAUUAAUGUGAUUUUGUAUUAUUUGUUGUCUGUGUGCAAAGAGUAUAGAACAAGUGUAUUCUUUGUUGUGCGUUACAGUCACCACGACAGUGACAGCUGUAACCCGGAAGCCCUAAGAAACCUUUUCUGGGAUAACCUCUAAGUGUGCAUGCGCAGUCUGCCAGCGCCAUAUUUAACUGUGUGUAAACAAAACCGAGCAUAAGCUGAGCUAGCUAAAACUAGCGCGGUUGCAUUACAGUCUAUGUAAAGCUAGUAGCAUUGCUAAAGAGCUAGUGGCUAGCAUAGCAUUUUGUGGUCUGAAUGCAAUGUUGCAAUGUUGGAAUGACUUCUUCCUUACUGAACUUUAAUUCACUCUAGUGCUUUCACCUCCCUCUCUGUCUAAUUUACACAUCUUAUCUUUUCUCAUCUCCUCCCAUUUGAAAGAACUUAACAAAUGUUAAAUUAAUAAACCUGGUUUUUAAUAUCAUUUGUUUGAGAGUUCUCUCUCCUAAAUUUACUCUUGUCAGUUAAACACUGUUUUGUUUUAGUAAUUAGCAAUCAUCCUGAUUACUUUUGAGGACAUUUCCUGUUAUUUAUAAUUGCUCUUGUAGAUUUUAUAUGUAGAUCUGGGAAUAUGAAUUUUUGAUUGGGAAUUUUAAUUCGAUUUCAAUUUUAAUUGUAAAUCAAUUUAAUAUGGUAGGGAUAUUUGUGGAUUAAUUUAAUGGUAGUUCUUUACCAACAUCUGUCAAUUGUAAUCAUUAACUAAUAAUUAUGGCUUUGAAAUUUUAAUUUCACUAGUCAUUAAUUAGGAUUUGGGCUUCCCUAAUUCAGAUGAUACUUGAUUAAUUAAUUUGAUUAUAAUUGCUCUCAAUGUUUAAUGCUGAACCCAUUACAAUUUUAAUUCACAACUUCCAAAUUUGAAUUCAAAAUUUCAUUUAAAAUAAAGUUUAGUCUCAGACUUUCACUCCCUCAGUCUUUGAUUUAAUUCAUUUAUUUAAAGGAACAUUUUGGGGUCUCCCUCAAUACUUGGGUCAGUUGACUUCUCCUGCUAGCGCAGUAAGCCAACCCCCUAGGUGUAGCGACUCCCUAGCGCCACCACUCUGUCAACCCUGUAAUUUUUCCAAAUUUUGGGAGCAAAACUUCACUCUCUUUCUUCUUCUCUCUCUCUCUCUCUCUCUCUCUCUCUCUCAGCUGUCCUCUUCUGGUUUGACUACUGCUGCUGGUUUUUGGAUUUGUACCUGUGAAAGUCAUAAAAGCAGAGUGUUUGAGAAAUAUUUAACAAAUAUUUGGGAAACGGAACACUUCUUUUAAAAUAGUAUGACACUCACUUUACCUUCCCUCCUCAUCCUGUUAUCCUACCCAGCCUAGGCUCGAGCAGGUCGACAAGGAGACUGGUAGGCGUCCAUAAACCCUGAGCACGCGUCUAGAAGCGCUUUAAGUGGUGCAUGGUUGUCAAUCCUACUAGCUGAGAAACCAAUACUGUCAUUGUUAUUGUUUUUCUUUCGCCCCGAAGGGAAUUUUAAUAACAAUCACAGUCCUGGUACUUUGAAAUCCUUUUCAAAACCCCUGUCUAGAACCAUCCUUCUAAAAUAAAAAUUUUACGAAACUCAUUCUGCAAAUAGUGUUAAAGACGACAACUUCAUUUUAUAGGGAAACUGGAAGCACCCCAUUAUUAUUCUGCUCUUCGCUAAAUGCUAUUCUGUUUUUUUUGUGCUCCUCUUUUCUUCUGCUGUUCUCUAGCUGUGCUAUCUGUGUGUGCUUACUGAUUCUUUUCACAGAGACUCCGAGUUAGAAGCACAUCCAUGAGAGGACCACAGUCGAGAACCAGUCUUACCUGCACAUUUACACACUCAUUACUCAUUCCCAUUAACUCACAGUUGACAUUGCACACUUACACCUUUGAUUUGCCCUGCUUGCUUGUUUUGUUUUGUUUUGUUUUGUUGUGUUUUGUUCUUUUCUUCAGGUCUGUGUCAGUUUCGGGUUUAGAUCUCCCUCGCGGUGCCAAACAUGUCUCGCACAACAGACCCUGCUGGACACUGGAAGGAUCUGGAGACCUGGCUAAGUGUUGUAACAGACAGCCUCCUACCUAAGGCCGCUGAAACACUAAAGCAUCAGACACAGGACCAGCUGGAUGACAACAUAGCAAGCCUCAUGAAACAGGACCCAAACCAGAGCUACAGUCACAAAGAACUAGCCAAGAUCACCGGCUCCUUAAGCCACACACUCAUCGCCACCCUCAAACUGAGCGACAGGCAAGCCGCCCAUCGCCAGCAGGAGCUGACACAUGCACAACGGCGCAUCGAACAGCUGGAGCUGGAGGCUCAGGAACGACGAGAAGGGCCUGAUGAAGUGGAACAAGGCGCCAAAGAGGAGAUCAACAGGCUAAAAGAGACCCUAGCAGCUACUACGCAAGAAAUGGAACGAGGCAGAGCAGACUACGCUGACCUCUCCGACAAGCUACAAUACGCAGAACAGCUACUGGAAAAAGCAAAGGCUGACUUCAGAGACAAGAACAGCCGAAUUAAAGCUCUCGAAACUCACCUGAAUGAGUCAAGAAAUGAGGUCAGCCGCCUAAAACAACAGCUUGACUACAUCAAAGAAGAGUCUGACAGUAUUAAAGAGGAACUCAAGCAUCCAUAUGAAUUGUGCGCUGUGAGCCGUCAAGAACACGUCGGACACCGACUUCACCUUUGCCAAGCAGGACCGGCUCCCCUGUUCCUGGACUGGCACAUGAUCAAAAGGGGGCAGUGCCAAAACAGUCACCUGUUCCCUCCGAAGAAUCCUACCUCCCCGCUAAGCUAA